AGACACCUGAACGAUCACAAAACCGACGUCAUCAAAUUCAGAAUCUCCAGACGUAACAGAGAGAAGCGUUGUUACCUCGACGUUCUAGAAUCAACCUGCAUGACUACACACUCGCCAUAUAUAGUAUUGUAGUUCGGACUCCACUUCUAACCCUGGGCUGCCUGGCGCAGUGUAAGCACUACCCGUGACAAGUGUGCGCUCCUGCCGCUCCACUCUCCUCUCUCCUCUUCUCUCUGCACUCUGGGUAAAGACUCUGCACAGAUUCCAAUGGUAAAAUGGCUGAGAAAGCGAAGCUCGACGGCAGGGUUAGAAUAGGACACUACGUCCUCGGAGACACCCUGGGAGUUGGCACCUUCGGAAAAGUAAAGAGUUAAGUGCGCUUUUCGUUUAUUACGCUGUAUUUGCAUGUCAUAGGGUAAUACCGCGUGUAUUAACGAGGAUUAUAAUACUAAAAUGUGGCGGUUGCAGACUACGCCGUUUGCGUAGCGUAGCCUUGAGAGAAGCUUGAUUGUCUUAAAUUAAGCGGCUAGGUUAAAUGGUGUUGGAGAAUUGGGAUUGAUGUGACAUUGCGUACAUUUUUUCCUCGCUAGUCUGCACACACAGCUCAGGUGCGACUCGGCUGCAACUCCUGUACAUAUAUCAAUGUGACCCGUUUGAUGUGGCGACGCAGUGUGCGCAGAGAGGUGACAGACGAAAACCUUGACAUUCUGGUUAGGCCUAAAGCUUUUAAAUAACACAGUUUUUGUUUUCAAUUACAUAUAUCAACAGAACCGGUGGAAAGCUGCCUCGCAUUGACUGGUUUUGUACCAGUAAGAGGAGCGUUUAUUACCAGCACUACCAGUAUUAGGAACAGUAUAGGAUUUGCAGCACUAUUUCUUAAAUAAUACAUGCAGCAAAACCUUUGACCUUGAACAAUAACAGAAGAACACACAUCGGUGUAUAAAUCAGUCUGAUUAAACUGCAGUUAAUUAAAUUGUGCAUGCUCAGAGUGCGUGGUUUAUAUAGCUGUGCUAUUUGGCAAUUGAAUUGCAAUAUUUAAUUCCAAAUAAAUAACAAUAAUACAUUAAUCUUCUCUAUACGUUUCACUGACUUCAACACAUUUUAAAAACUAAUAUUUUGCAGGGGCUGUGCCCCCCCAAAACCACCACCUAAAGAUAACUAAUUAUACCCCCUCGUUGUUAUCUCCGGGCCACCUUAAGGCAUGCCGAUGACGGACCUAAACAUUAGGGUGACACUAAAAUGAAAACACAGGUUGUAAAAAAAUAAAAAAUAAAAUAAAAAAAUGAAAUCCUGGUUUAAGCUACAGAUACUUCCCAUUUCGCAGUGUCCCUAAUACGGCUGUGCUUCACCAGAUCAAGAGAUCUGUAUGUGUAUGUUGUACUUGCGUGAAUGGUAAAUAUUUUGCCACACAUACUGCAAUAUGCAUGACCUUGACAGUGAGGGAAAAGGCCGUGACAGGUGCAUGCUGAUCACCUCAUGAGACUGUGCUUACCAGCCCAAAGCUGCAGCAUUAUUCUUUACCAGAGAGUGCAGUUAAAUGUACUUAGUCGCUGCAGGGUCCCAAGUCAACAAGUAAAGUCUCAGCUGUGGUUCUUGAACUCAGUACUGUGCUUUUUGUUUUUUUUGUGCAGUAAGUCGGUGUUAAGGUGCUUUCACCUGCGUUCGAGCGCCUCUUCUUCUCUAGCUGCCUGCCAUAUGAUUCAGCAGAGCUUAUCUUAGAUAGCCGCUAUAGAGCUUUUAUAUCAUGAAGCUUGUGUUAUGUUAUGUUAAGGAAAGAAUUCUUGGCAGCAGCUCCUAUUUCUGCCUGCUAUUAUUAGCACUAUAUAGAAGUGCCCUUGUGGUUUGCUAAUGUGCUUCUCCUAUUGCAUUUGAAAUGUCUGCCUUCCCCCACAGUACGGCUGAAGCUCUGCUUUGCUGUGUGUACACCUUGUCUCGUGGAGCAGCUACAACAGAGUGAAUGGGUCAUAUAGAUAGGUCUGCUCUAAUGUAGGUGCUGUGAUUACAGUUCAAAACCUACAGGCAAAGUUGAAACCCAGUGCCCUCUUACAGCUAGGAAAGGCAAGGCUGAAAAUAGCACAGCCUGAGGAAUACCGGGAUUAAUGUGGGGGAAAGUACCGUGGUAGCUGCGUAAUGUAACUCUGCAUUGCUAAAAAAAGCAAGCGCUCUCCCCAUUUACUAAGCAAUACAAAUGGUAAUAACAAACAACGAAGGAAAGGAAAAGUACUGAAGGACCCCCCCCCCCCCCAACACUCAUUAGCAUCACAAAAGGCUGCAAGCAGUAGCCUGCAGCUCUGCAAAUCUCUGCUGCACCCCUUCUUAUCCCAACUCCAUUCUUUACCACACGGAGCACAUUCCUUCACUUGCCUGGCACACUCUUAUGGGUACGACCUUUCCAAAAUGAUAACGUUGCCAUGUUAUUACGUCUGUUUGUAAAGCUGCAUUUAUUUGCUUAAGCUUCUUUGUGAUUGAUGUGGAUGGAUUUGGAUUAAGCAGUUUUUCUCCAGAACAUUUCUUUUUUUUUGUAAUGGUUUUAGUGAGUCUUACUCAUGCAGUUGAGUACAGUAUAUGGCCUUUACAAAUUACUUUGACUGUUGUUUACAAAAAGAUAAUAACCGCCAACUAAUCACCACCCUUUUUCAAUGAAACCAAUGAUAUCCACAAGAGGUCUAUUGUCUCGUCCAAAUGGCCUGGACGACGGGCCUUCAAAUCAAGUGUAUUUGAGCCCAACGUUUCAACUUUGACCGAACUUCAUAAACAUGAAACAAAUACCGUUUGUUACAGAGUGUCAUGGGGGUUUGUCCUGAACCAUGGAAGUUAUUAUGAUGAUAUUAUGGAAUGUAAUCGUUGUACAACUUUUCUUUGCUUGAUUAGUCGGAGAACACCAGCUGACUGGUCACAAGGUUGCAGUGAAGAUCCUGAAUCGGCAGAAGAUCCGAAGCCUGGAUGUGGUGGGGAAGAUCAAACGAGAGAUUCAGAACCUCAAGCUCUUUCGCCAUCCUCACAUCAUUAAACUGUCAUCAGCACACCCACCGACUUCUUCAUGGUUAUGGAAUAUGUGUCUGGAGGGGAGCUAUUCGAUUACAUCUGUAAACAUGGACGGGUGGAAGAUACAGAAGCACGGCGCCUUUUCCAGCAGAUAAUCUCAGCCGUGGAUUACUGCCACAGACACAUGGUGGUCCACCGUGACCUGAAACCAGAGAAUGUCCUUCUUGAUGCCAACAAGAACACCAAGGUAGCCGACUUUGGUCUCUCAAACAUGAUGUCAGAUGGGGAGUUCCUUCGAACCAGCUGUGGCUCCCCCAACUACGCAGCUCCAGAGGUGAUCUCAGGCAGGUUAUACGCCGGCCCUGAGGUUGAUAUCUGGAGCUGCGGGGUCAUCCUGUACGCUCUCCUGUGCGGCACGCUGCCAUUCGAUGAUGAUCACGUCCCCACGCUCUUCAAGAAGAUCCGAGGAGGAGUCUUCUAUAUCCCCGAGUACCUGAACCGCUCAGUAGCAAGCCUCCUAAUGCUGAUGCUGCAGGUGGACCCACUCAAGAGAGCAACCAUCAAAGAUAUCAGGGAGGACGAGUGGUUCAAGCAGGACCUGCCCAGUUACCUGUUCCCCGAGGAUGCGGCCUACAACACCGACGUGCUAGACGAGGAGGCGGUGCGGGAGGUGUGCGAGAAAUUUGAGUGCACCGAGUCAGAGGUGAGCAACAGCCUGUACAGCGGGGACCCCCAGGACCAGCUGUCCGUGGCGUACCACCUCAUCAUCGACAACCGGCGCAUCAUGAACCAGGCCAGCGAGUUUUACCUGGCCUCCAGCCCCCCCACCGGCUCCUUUAUGGACGACAGCAUGCAGCUACCCCCCGGCAUCAAACCCCACCCAGAGCGCAUGCCCCCGCUCCUCGCGGACAGCCCCAAGGCACGCUGCCCCCUCGACGCCCUCAACACCACCAAGCCCAAACCCCUGACGGUCAAGAAGGCCAAGUGGCACCUGGGCAUCCGUAGCCAGAGCAAGCCCUACGACAUCAUGGCAGAGGUGUACCGGGCCCUGAAGCAGCUGGAGUACGACUGGAAGGUGGUGAAUCCGUAUCACCUGCGAGUGCGACGGAACAAUCCUGUGACCGGGAACUUUGUGAAAAUGAGCCUGCAGCUGUACCAGGUCGACAACCGCAGCUAUCUCCUGGACUUCAAGAGCAUCGACGAUGACGUCAUCGAGCAGAAGUCGGGCUCGUCGACCCCCAAGCGCUCCGGGUCCUUGGCUGGUCUCCACAGACCCCGGCUGAGCCUUGACGCAGCGGCCAGCGACGGCCUGUCCCUCGGAGGCUCUCUCACGGGCUCUCUCACAGGCAGCACCCCCUCCAUCACACCGCGCCAGGGCAGCCACACCAUGGACUUCUUCGAGAUGUGUGCCAGUAUCAUCACCAUGCUGGCUCGCUAGCUGGGAUCCAGGAACGGCGAUGGUGGCCGUAUCCGCGUUAUAGAAACAGGAAUUUUUAUUUGAUUUGAUUUUUAGCGAGUACUGUGAGUAUGUGAGAUGUGACCCGUUUGUGUUUGACAAUUCAAUGCCCACGCAUUGUUUUAUACUUGAUUUUUUAUUUAAUUCCAUUUUAAAAAAACAAUUAAAUUACGAACACUGAAUAAAGUGUUCAGUCACAGCUUAUAUAUCCUAAUUUUAAAAUACUUUGAUCACUUAUUUAACAACACAUUAUUGUAGGCAUUUGAAAAGGCAAACCAAAAAUACAUGAACAAAAACAAAUAAUGUAUAUUAUUAUUAACAAGGGGGCACAAUGCCCUCAGUUUCAUCACAAAUGGGCAAUGCUGGCAUGCCUGGAUGUUGAGCUUGAUUUCCUCUGCCCAUUAUUUGAGACACCUCAGCUAGGAUUUAAUACUGUAGUCCAAUUUGUAAUACUAUUUAUGAUGUUUUAGAUUGCAGUCUAUUGCUCUAUGUACCAUUAUUAUUAUUAUUAUUAUUAUUAUUAUUAUUAUUAUUAUUAUUAUUAUUAUUAUUAUUAUUAUCAUCUAUUUUUUUAUGUGUGUUGGUAAUUAGUUGAGGUUUAUAUUCCAUUUCAAUGGGUCACUAUUUCAAUAGGUAGUGGCCACAUGGUCUAUGGAUUGGUAUUUGAAGAAUCUCAGUUGAAUGGUUGGACUGACUGAGAUGCAGUAUCACUUUUCAAAACUCAAUAAUCUGAUCAAAUCCACUUUACAAACGCCCCCUGUUCCUUUGGAGAAUGGAGGUUUCACUCCAUAAACAGGAAAAAAGGGUAUUUUCUUUAUUUAUUCAUUUAUAAUGAAAUUCGCCCUGGCUUGCCAGACAUAUGUCAAAUACAAGCCAAUAAUUUUAAAGACAGCGCGGUACUUUCAAUGUUAGCAGUGCCCCCAAGAGGAUAUUGUAAGCUUUGCCUUCCUAUGAAGUGCCUGUGCCUAUUUUAUUACCAUUUUUAUUUGCUUGGAGUCUGAACCAUAUAAAUUGAUAGCUGAUGUAUGGUAGCCUGACACACUGUACUGGGAUAGAUCAGGAGACGUGUGUUUCCAUCUUCGGCAGUUGAGUGCUGACACUAGUGUUCCAGUGUCCACACUGUCGCAGUAAUACCACUCUGCCCUCUGCUUGUUAUAGUAGACUUGUGGAGGCUUACCUGAGCAAUCAGUUCUUUGCAAAGUCAAUCAAACACGCAUUCAAUCAAAUGGUUUGCUGCACAAUCCAUCUGCAUGCAGCAUCUUCAUUAAUGUUAUUUAUCUACUGUAUAUAAAUUAAACAGGUUCUGGUUGUGAUAAAUAAUGAGCAUUCAACUUCUUCAGAUGGAAAUGAAGUUCUGAAUGAUACACUGCUGGGGUUGCAUUGCAUUUGAAGUGUCUGUUCAGACGCAGGAAGCAAAUGCAUGGCAAUUGAUGACCCUCUUGAGUUCUAGACCCUAGAAUCCUGUGCUGAAGCAAUCACUACUACUGUAGCUGCUACAAUCUAUUGGCUCCAGAGGCUGUCCUGGGUUUGAAUUGAAAACAGCUGUCACCUGAUUAUAUGCAAACCAAACCACUUUGUUCUAUUGUCAGGGGGGUAUUCACUUAAAUAACUAACAUGCACAUUCCAGUUAGUGUGUUAAGAGUGCCACGGUAUCUGCAGUGCUUACAGUAUUGCGGUGGUAACAGUGCAUAACAGCAGACUUUACUGUGUUCUUUCUCAAUCAUCAUGCAUUACUGGUACUGCACUCCCGGAUAGACAUUUCUCAGAUCUUGUUUUUUUAUAGGCAACAAAAUCCCAGACAGAUUUGGUGUUCUGUUUUCGCUUGUGCAUUGCUUAUAUUACAAUAGCAAACAGAACCUUUCUCUGGAACCUUGUAAGGGAAUCAUCUCAAGACACUUCACAAAGUCAAAAUAUCAGUGAUGAUAACCCUGGCAAACACAGUAAGCUUGGGUUGGGAUCUGCCCCAGGAAAGUUAAAGGCAUCCUCUGCUUCAAGUGUACAGGAAUACAAAACCAAGGACAGCCUCUGAAGUUGCCUUAAAAGUACAUUUAUUUUUUUCUCAUUGUUACAAACAUUCAUUUUAGUACUGUACCUAUUUAUUUAUGUGCAUUGAUUGUUGUUCAGUACUGUAGAAUAUCUGAUUUAACCUCACCGAUCAAACUAACUGUGCCGGGGUGGAGAGAAGUAAGCAGUGCAGCUCAGCAUGCAAUAGAAUCACAGCUGCACAUUGCAGGAGGGGAGCAACUACGGCUGUAAAGGUUUUAACGAAAAUAUAAACGGUUGUUUUUUCACUAAACCUUUAACCAAAAAUGUGUUGUUUUAUGAGGACUCUUCCACUGAUUUAAAAACUUUUCUUGAUUACCAUAGGUAAGGUAGUCAGUGACUAGAGCUAAUCGGGGGUCUGUUAAAACAGAUGCCCAAAAAAAAAUUAAAUAGACUUGCCAGGGUGAUGGGAAGCAUUGGUGCCCCCCUGUGGGGACUCCUGGCAUUGAUCCAACAGCUUGCUGAACAUCUGUGCUUCCUGUUUAAUCUCCCUGUAGCAUUCGCACUGUAUGCAAGACAGCAUGCCCACUGAUGGCUACUGUGGAUUUGCACCAUGUUGUAUAUGUUGUUUUUGUAUGUCAUGAAAAAAAGUUUAAAGCUAUUGCAAUGUCUUUGUAAUCAAUGAAAAACAAACAAACAAACAAAAAAAAACCACUGGCACUUGAACCAAUGUAUUUUAGUUUCAUGUACUGUGCCUUUUAUUCAUUGUAUUAUGACAUGUAUUAUCAUUACAGUCAAGCCAGUUUGUGUAUUCAUCUAAUGGUACUGUGCAUGUGUACAUGGUUCUUUUUUUCUCAAAUCUUUCUUAUAGUUUGGGCAUUGUAAACUACUACAGUGCAAAUGACCUGGCAGACCGGCCGACAGGAAUGCCCCAGCAAUGGAGUCUGAUAGCUCUUUGCUGUUGUGCAACAUUGGGAAGCACAACAGUUAAUUUAUAUGGAAAAUGACAUAAACCUCAGUGGCAUCAACCAAAUGUUUUUUUUCAUAUUAUUUAUAUAGCCAUAAAGUUGCAUUGCUGUUUGCUGAAUAUAAACUAUUUAGAGACACAGUUCUAUCUCUUUCAUGAUGUAACAAUUGAUUACAACACUGUUACAAAGCCUGCAUUUAUAAUAACAUGUUACUUUCUGUGUUGUUGGUGCCAAAUUUUUUUUUUUUUUUUUACACUUAAAACCCCAGUUAAACAUACAUAUUUUUUAUUUAUGUAUUUUUUUUCAAAUUAUAUUUUUUGGCAAUGUGUCAAACUGUGAAGUUUUUAACAUUAUGAUUAUUAUUGGUUAAAGCUCUAGUUGGUAUGCAUGAUAAUCAUCUGGCUCCUGCAGUGUAACAGAUAAGACUCCCACCGCAGUGCACUUCAGGCCAUUCCCAGCUUCACAAUGAGCUUAAUUAGUUACAGCGCAGUUUGUGGCCUCUGUGAUGUCUAGUUAAGCCCGGUUGUGACUAGCCAAGCUCAUAUGAAAGCCACAAAUGUCUCGGACUGAUCCAGAUAAGAGCCUUUUCUGUACCACUGCACUGCUGCCUCCCUGGAGUCCAGGUUCUAGGUGGUUUUUUUUCUUCGUGUGAUGUUGCUCUUAUGAUUAUUUGCACUUUAAUAAAUAUUUAUUAUAAAAAUGAA
Molecule: messenger RNA, 8096 nt
Organism: Acipenser ruthenus (sterlet)
Lineage: Eukaryota; Metazoa; Chordata; Actinopteri; Acipenseriformes; Acipenseridae
Product: 5'-AMP-activated protein kinase catalytic subunit alpha-2
Exons: 8
Coding region: 3041-4423 (460 amino acids)
Biological process (GO): intracellular signal transduction; protein phosphorylation
Cellular component (GO): cytoplasm
Molecular function (GO): protein serine/threonine kinase activity; ATP binding
Source: RefSeq, a predicted model, not a curated record